AUGUCUGGGAAGCGUCGGCCAUCACCGACCAAAGUAAAGUCACCCUCCAAAGGAUACGAUAAUCCUUAUAGGAAUCGAAAUGGCGACGAAUUGGAUCAGUUCAGACAACGGAUGAAGAAUAUUGUGGAUUUGUAUUUUUAUAUGACAUUCCCCGACAUAAAUGGGUUGAACAGGCGGCCGAAGUAUCAGCCUUUUCGGAUGAAUAAUUUAUCCUAUAUCAGAGAUUGUGUUCCGAAGGGAAGAAAAGAGGUAAGCUUUUUACAUAUUAUUAUUACAGUUCUUGUGUUUAGAGAGAAGUGAAGGACAAAUCGCAUAGUAUUUCCCCGUUCAACGGACUUCCAUUGACUCAAUUUACCCCUUCGGUCGUCUUUUUAAGGAUCAAAAAUGAUCAGAUGGUUGAUUGUAAGAAGGCAUUUGUCCAUUGUUUCCAAGUCAGAGAAGUUGAUGGAGAAUAUUCGAGUACAGUAAGUCGGUCAAUUGUGUUGGGUGACGUUUGAUUUCAGCAAAAUAUUCCUGGCUCCGGGUUCGAAGCGUCAUUAAACACGGAAUUGAGGGUAAACAUUGACCUACUUGGUAUGAAACCGCUAAAAAUGGAGGAAAGCAGUGUAAAGUAGGUUAUAUAAAUUGUUAUUACAGUACUUUAGGAAUGAGUACCUGGUCAUUAAGGUAAAGUUCACGGUGGAUACAAUGAAUGUGAGUGGCGGAAGACGUCUUCGAUCAGUCCCCGCCAGGCUACAUGCUCACCUGGAGGAUAAAGGGAACGAAGGAGAGAGUAGGAUAAUGUUCGCCGUCAAGAAAGUGUCAACCAUGCUUAGAGAAUGGGAUGGACAUAAAGUCCGACAAGGAAAGAUGGUUCUGGCGUUAAUGUAAGUUAUUUUCAUCUUAUUUUUUUAUUGUUUUAGACCUCAAGAAAAGUUGGGAAUUGAUGGAGACAGUGUGGAUUGGCAGAGCGACAGAACCAUCGUUCCAAAAGUGUUGGCAGAAGCAAAGAAACCAACCCAACAUCCUAUUGUUACCAUCAAUAUUCAUGUCGACCCAAAAGGAGAUGCUCUUUCUGAGUCUGAUACGGAUGAGGAGAAUGAGGAAUGUAGCGAAGGUAGGUGUGAAGUUGAGAUGGGUUCCAUGGUUGCAGACGAUUCGGUUAUUCCCACGACCUCCAGAAAGUCAAAUAAAGUAAUAGAGCAGAAGGAAGAAGGGGUGUUCACAUCGAAGAAUACAGAUCCAUCAACCAUUUGGGUACAUGAAAAGGCUCCCGGGACCAUGGUAGGCACUCCCUUUGGACUCUUGGAUAUGGUAGAAGAUAAUCUCAGACCCAAAUGGCUGAACGCCCCAAUGCCGGAUGUUAUUGCAUGGUGUUUCCGGAUGACAGAUGGCCCUUAUGGACAAGAUGUGAGUGGUUUAGAUAUAACUUGAGGGAUUUUGAUAUCAGUAAAAAAGACUUUUUUAGACAAAAUUGUUUUCCAAUUCCGUGGAAGAAGCAAUAGCGGCGGCUGAAUCUGCGCCACCUGCAGAUGUCUUCCGGUUCACAAAUUCGGAGUGUUUUCUCUGCCAAUACAAGCGAAAGUUUAGAUAUCUAACAUCGUUUCUGUAUCACCUUUCCACUUGCCAUAGCCGGUUGACCUUCAAAUUCAAAGAGAAUCUAGUCCAAACUCCGGUAAAUUUAUCGCCGAAAAAGAAACGAAAGCCGGAUGGGGAUGAAGACUGGUGUCACGGUCUGAUCGUCUCUUUGAAUCACAAGUUUGAUGGCUCCCAUGAAUUCGACAUCACCCGUCAUUAUCGAAAGUACAACAGAAACACGAGUGCCGGCAGAUUGAGAAAGAUCACGAAUGCCUGGAAACAGCCACCAUGCUUCAUUAUUACCAAAAGUCUGGCUAGAAUGUUGAGAAGAACACCACCCGGAACAUCGAUUGAGAGUGUUAUGUUCAGCAGCAAGUUCAAUGAGUAAGCGGAGAAGGAAAGCAUUACUUUAAUUCUAGUGGGAAUUUUGGAGAGAACCAAAAGAUCAUCGAUCUCCACUUCCAAACAGCUCGGUAUGCCCAGGCACAUCAGCCAUACACAAUACAGAAUCAGCACAGGGUGUGUAAUUUUAUACUAUAAUGUUUGAAAGUUAAUAUUGGAACUUCUAGAUUGUGAAUUAAUGUUUUUUCAGAGAGUCCGAGAGUUUGUUGACCUAAAUGACAAUGAAAAAGAACUUCUGAUCCUGUUAAAUGACUUCUUCAGCUCAUUUAGAUGUCUCCAUUCACCGAGAAUGACAUAUGGAAUACAUGUAAGGUUUAAUAAUGUUUUAUUUAUGUGAUCCCAAUUGUAGAGAGUAAUGGUCCGAGAACUCCGCGAGAAAUUACUCGAAGCCCGUUACUACUUCCAGUUCAUUAUCCAUCUCUGCAAUCUGAAGAAGUUUGGCAGAAUCCACGAAGCGGAAUGGUAUGAUUUGGCUGCCAGAUUGAAGGAAGGAGUGGAUUAUGACCCGAGAAAGGACAAAAAGCAUUGUGUUUAUUCGAUGCUGACCCAUCUGGAAGAACAACGAUCGCAUCCUGAUGGAAUCCCGAGAAAGAGGAGACUAGAAUCGCCACCAAGAAGAUCUUGUGAUAUCAGCAAUGAUUUGCUAAGAGAGAGCACCGAACCGCCCCGACUAGCCCUGGAUCGUCUCAAAACAGAAAGUAAAACACAAUCAGAACCUCCAAAGAGCCCCCCAGUGGUUGCAUUGAACAAUCUCAAGAGGAAGUCAAUCGAAACCCCAGAAGAAAUACUCCUUAAAGCCAAGAUUAAAACGGACGGAAUUAAUUGUGGACAAAUAGCUUCGAAGGUUAAUGGAAGUUGUGAUGGGAGGAAUGGAGUUAACGCUAAUGAUAAUGGAGGCCCUUCUGUCCACACACAACCUAGACUCGACUUAUUGCCGCAUUCGCAGAGGACUCUGGACCGUGAUUCAGAUAAGUCGGCUCUUUCGGAUAGCACCAAUAAGAAUGUUCCGGUAGCGAGGAUAAGCCCAUUUGGAACAGAUAGAAAUGGAGAAGAUGGAAGUGGCAUCCAGAGGGAUGGAGAUGAUCGGUAUGGAUCGGAAGAACAUAGUAAAGCAACAGACGACAGUCAGAUGGAAGAUGAUUCUAGUCAAGAUACGAAGGCUUCAACCUCGGAAAGGAAUGAUGAAGAGGGAGAAAGAACCCUUCGGACCUUCAGAAACACGGAACAGAGAACAGCGAAUAGCAAUGCGAUUAGAAGAGCUCCAAGAAAAGAUCAAUUGGUCGUCAGAAGAGAAGCCACCCAGCCAUUGCAACCUCAUGAGAUUACAAUAAAUGCAUACGAAGAUUUGGAAAGACGAUAUCCGUUUGUGCAUCAAAGGAGGCUGAAGAUUAUCUGGCAUUUCAUCAAAGAAUACGACCGAGGUGUGAUUGAUUGGCAUUGA
This is a messenger RNA of Bursaphelenchus xylophilus (pine wood nematode), 3400 nucleotides long. Lineage: Eukaryota; Metazoa; Nematoda; Chromadorea; Rhabditida; Aphelenchoididae. The record is from the annotation of a GenBank genome assembly.